AUGGGUAAAGGUGACAUCCGGCGGCGGCGGGAUCGGCCCGGCCGCCAUGAACAGCCGCCUGCAGGAGAUCCGGGAGCGGCAGAAGCUGCGCCGACAGCUCUUGGCUCAGCAGCUGGGAGCUGAAAGUGCAGAUAACAUUGGAGCAGUUCUGAACAGCAAGGAAGAACAGAGGGAGAUUGCUGAAACCAGGGAAACUUGCAGGGCAACUUAUGACACAUCUGCCUCAAUUACGAAGCGGAGGCUUCCAGAAGAAGGGGAAGCCAGUGAAGAAGAAUUUGAAGAAUAUAAAGAUGAAGUUGUGGAAGAAGAGGAAACAGAAAUGCAAUACAAUGAAGAAAUCUACAAAGAUUCCAGCACAUUUUUAAAGGGUACACAAAGCUUGAAUCCACACAAUGACUACUGCCAGCAUUUUGUAGACACUGGUCAUCGCCCUCAAAACUUUAUUCGUGAUGUAGGCCUUGCAGACAGAUUUGAAGAGUAUCCUAAACUUCGUGAGCUGAUCCGGCUGAAGGACGACUUAAUUUCACAAACAAACACUCCUCCCAUGUAUUUACAGGCUGAUCUGGAGACAUUUGACAUUAGAGAACUGAAGUGCAAAUUUGAUGUUAUUUUGGUUGAACCACCCUUGGAAGAAUAUUACAGAGAAACUGGGGUCACAGCCAUUGAAAAAUGCUGGACAUGGGAUGAUAUCAUGAAGCUGGAAAUUGAAGAAAUUGCAGCUCCAAGAUCAUUUGUCUUUUUAUGGUGUGGCUCAGGGGAUGGUCUUGACCUUGGCAGAGUGGUAAUGUUACGCAAGUGGGGUUUCAGACGUUGUGAAGAUAUAUGCUGGAUCAAAACCAAUAAAGAUAACCCUGGGAAAACCAAAACCCUAGACCCAAAAGCAGUCUUCCAACGAACAAAGGAACACUGCCUAAUGGGUAUCAAAGGGACGGUGCGUAGAAGUACAGAUGGCGAUUUUAUCCACGCAAAUGUAGACAUUGAUCUUAUUAUUACAGAAGAGCCAGAGAUUGGAAACCGAAAGCCUGUGGAAAUAUUUCACAUCAUUGAACAUUUCUGUCUGGGACGAAGAAGAUUACAUAUUUUUGGAAGGGAUAGCACAAUAAGACCAGGAUGGUUAACUGUGGGUCCUAGUCUUACAAAUAGUAACUUCAAUGCUGAAACUUACAGCUCAUACUUCACUGGAACAAAUGUACAUCUGACUGGCUGUACAGAAGAGAUUGAGAGACUUCGUCCCAAAUCACCACCUCCAAAAUCUAAAUCUGAUCGAGGAGGUGGAACUUCCAGGGGUGGAGGAAGAGGUGGUCCUUCAGCAGGACGUGGAGAGAGAGGAAGGGAAAGAAACAGAGGAAAUUUCAGAGGAGAGAGAGGAGGAUUCAGAGGUCGAGGAGGUGCUGCCCAUCGAGGAGCAUUUGCUCGAUGAUGACACAUUUCACAAGUCUAAUUUAGGAGUGGGAUUUCAGAAUCUCAACCUGAAUUGAUUCCUGCUCCACUUUUCUACUUUUUUUAUACCUACUAAGCCAUGGAAUAAAAGAUCAGUAGUAAUGAAACAUACAUGAAGAGUGUGUCCAGCAGAAAUAGUUUUGCACUUUGGUCACAAAAGCAUUUUGUAAUGAUCAAAAUGCAGUGCAUUUGCCUUUAAAUCUGGUACAAUAUAUAUUCAGGUUGUUUUCUGGUUUAAAAUCUGUUGCAGAGUCUCAGUUCAUGCAGCAUUUAAAGUUCAGUUUUUUUUAAACUUUUGAAUGUUGGAUUUUUUGGUCACUUCUCGUAACAUAAUUGUAGUUCAGGGUCUUAACAAAGGGGUGCUGAAUAAAAGGCAGUUCCUGCAAAACUGACUUGGAAGCGUUGAUUCUAUAAUAGAAUAAGGUUCUGCCAAAUUCAGUGUAACAAUUAGAGCCAGCAUCUUGGCCUUUAACCACUGCAUCUGCUUGAUUUUAACCAUUAGAGCCUGCCAAAAUGUGGAGUAAGAAAAGCAAUUGGUUUAUUCAGCUGCACGUCUUAUGUUCCAUCUUCCACUAAAUUCAAACAUAUUUCUACACUGCAUUUGUAAAUGUAUUGUUCCAAAUAUGUGCAUACCAAGUCAUCCUACUUUCAGAGCAUCUUUGCAAACACGUAUGUGUCCACUAGAAAUAAAUAUUUGAAAGCAAGAAACUAAAGUAAGGUGUUAUUUUUAAAAAAUCAUUGUGAGAAUCCUGUAAAAUGUAAAAUUUUUUGAAUUCUUCGCACCCAUGCCCCCCCCCCACCCUCACUAAAAUCUCUUGUAUUUUGAGGUAAUAUCUUUCGUUGUAGGUAACCCAUGUUCAGCAUUUAGCAGCAAAUUGUAGAACAGGUGUGUGUGUGUG
Molecule: messenger RNA, 2339 nt
Organism: Pristis pectinata (smalltooth sawfish)
Lineage: Eukaryota; Metazoa; Chordata; Chondrichthyes; Rhinopristiformes; Pristidae
Gene: mettl14
Product: methyltransferase 14, N6-adenosine-methyltransferase subun
Cellular component (GO): nucleus; RNA N6-methyladenosine methyltransferase complex
Molecular function (GO): mRNA binding
Source: RefSeq, a predicted model, not a curated record